Molecule: messenger RNA, 1266 nt
Organism: Saccoglossus kowalevskii
Lineage: Eukaryota; Metazoa; Hemichordata; Enteropneusta; Harrimaniidae
Product: contactin-5-like
Biological process (GO): cell-cell adhesion
Cellular component (GO): cell-cell junction; plasma membrane
Molecular function (GO): cell adhesion molecule binding
Source: RefSeq, a predicted model, not a curated record
AUGACAUCUGGAAAAUCAUUUGCCAUCACCUGUAGAACUACUAAAGCCCAUCCUGCUGCCAGUAUACAGUGGUAUAUAGAUGAUGAUAUAAUUACCAGCAAUGUUAACAGUAGAAUAUUAUGGAAUAGCGACGGUAGAAAAGACACAGUCAGUGAAUUAUCAAUGAUACCAAAUAGGGGAGAAUUUGGAAAGAAAUUAAAAUGUAAAAGUAACCAUGAUGUCCAGAAUAAUCCACAAACAAUAAUAGUUAAUAUUAUUGUGCAAUAUUCUGCUGCAAUUUUAAAUGACACUUUGGAUGAAAGUUCAGCAGAUCAAGGUCAGAAUGCUACAAUUGUGUGUGAAUCUAUGGGAUAUCCAAUACCAGAUAUAAAGUGGUACACAUGGACUGAUGGUAGUAUAGUGGAACUUAUGAAUAGUGUGAACAAAAUCAUGAUAAAACAUGAACAAUAUGCAGUUAAUAGAACAAUACAAAGCACAUUGUAUAUACUAAAUGUGAUACCUAAAGAAGACCAUGGUGUAUACACAUGUCAUGCUAGUAAUAUUAUUGGUAGUGAUAACUACAAUAUUACACUGGCUGGUAGAAGUAAACCAACAGUUGAAUAUAAUCUAGAGACUGGUAAAAUUACAUGGACACAGCAUGAAAAUACUACAUAUAAAUGUGUGAAGAUAGAGAAAAAGAACCAAGACAACAGUUGGAGUGUGAUAAAGGACUGUGAACCUAACACUGUUGAUCAGCUGGAAUACACAGUUGAUGAUGCAAAUGCUGAAUAUAGAGUGACUUACUGUACAUUGAAUGGUGAUCAUUGUUUGAGGGAAUAUAUAGAUGUACAGAAAAUUAAAGGUACGUAUUCAAACAAGGAACCAAGUACAAGUUCAAAGCGUAAGCGACCAAAGCCUGCUGCAGCUUCCUUGGAUAUAGAUGAUGUGUAUGUACAAGAAAACAAGCACAAUCAAGUGCAUGGGAAAGCCAAAGAUUUGAAGAUGAAAAACAAGAAAGACAUAAAUAAUGAACAGAUUAAGCGAUUUCUUUGUGUGGGGUCCAGUUACUCAGACAGAAAGUCGUCGCAUCAUCCUCUACUGCUCAGCGGUGAUACUCCCACUACUAACAUCCAACCAGAGGUUGUAUAUGCUGACCUAGACCAAGCUGAUUUAAGAAAACCAGGAAAUCGUGAUGUAAAGCGUAAUCAAAGACCACCACCACAAGCUAAAGAUGUCCCAUAUGGUGAAGUGGAUUUUGUAAAGACAGAGAGACUACGCAAAUCCUAG